AUGAACGUAAUCCAAGUAUAUGCGCCAACAGCAGACAAAGAUGAUCAGGAAGUAGAAAUGUUUUAUGAACAAAUAAACGAAAUACUGAAACAAGUCAAAGCAAAAGAUGUAACAAUAAUAAUGGGUGACCUAAAUGCUAAAGUUGGUAAAGGAAAGACAAAUAAUCUAAUGGGAAACUUCGGUCUGGGGGAAAGGAACGACAGAGAAACAAGGGAAAGAGUGAAAAAUAAGAUAAAUGGGGCAUUGCAAACCUUGCAAUGCAUAGAAAAUAAUAAUGAAGAACAUAUUAACAACAACUGGCUCCAGUUUAAAACAGAAAUACUAAAAACAUGCAAGGAACAACUUAGUAAGAAAACAGAGGUAAGAAAGGAAUGGAUGACAACUGAAAUAUUAGGUCUCAUGGACGAGAGAAGAACAUACAAAAACAAAGAUCUACAAAAAUACCGAUAUCUACAAAGCAAGAUCAGAAGUAAAAUUAGGGAAGCCAAAGAAAACUGGCACAGGGAAAAGUGUGAGGAAAUCGAGAAAUUACAAAGUAAACAUGAUGGUUUCAAUGCGCACAAGAGAAUUAAAGAGUUAACCAACAAACGCAAUUACAAUAACAACUUGCUGGUGGAUGAAAAUGGAGAUAUUAUUAUGGACACAAAAGAAAAAUUGAAAGUAUGGAAAAACUAUGUAGAACAACUGUACGAAGAUCAGCGAGAUGAAGAAAGUAGUGAGUAUGUAUGUGAUGAUAUUGGACCAGAAAUAACGAAGGACGAAGUAGAACACAUCAUCAAGGAAAUGAAAACCGGGAAAGCUACGGGACUGGAUGAAAUACCAGCAGAAGUUCUUAAACUCAUUGACAAUCAUAACAUACAUCUUCUAACACAUCUCUUCAACAGUGUAUACAAAACUGGAAUUUUACCGAAAGAGUGGCUACAAUCAACAUUUAUAACUAUCCCCAAAAAGACCAACGCAAGACAGUGCUCGGACCAUCGUACCAUCAGCUUAAUGUGUCACAUACUUAAGGUGGCUUCCCACGACCCGAACGCGCCAGCUCACACCAACGCGCGCUUGAGGUGGCGCGAGGAGGUGCGACGGAUCCGCAGCGAGUCGGUAAAUUCAAAGGCGCGAACCGGCGCGGCGCGUUCAUGCCCGUGCAGACCUGUUGUUAUUGGGCAGCAGUCCAAGGGUCUCCGUCACCUCCUCUGCUGCGUUGAACAGAAAAGGUGCUACGUGAAUCACUUCGUAGCACUCUACGAGCCGCGGCAGUGGAUCUGCGCUGUUCGCUGCUCUACAGGUUAUCCGCAGAACGUGCCCAUCAUGCAGAGCUAA
Cylas formicarius (sweet potato weevil) is the source of this 1317-nucleotide messenger RNA. RefSeq lists its product as uncharacterized. NCBI's taxonomy places the organism in Eukaryota, Metazoa, Arthropoda, Insecta, Coleoptera, Brentidae. The transcript has 4 exons. The record is from RefSeq and is a predicted model, not a curated record. The coding region runs from base 1 to 1317 and encodes 438 amino acids.